CUUUUAUUCAUUUCAGGAUUUUAAUAUUCCGGAUUUAUCAUACUCAUUUUGAGUUUUAUAAUUAAUCGGGGUUUUUUGAGCGUUUUAGACGUGUUACUCCAAAUUUCCUCCAACCAGCCGGUAGACAUAAUAAACGGAAUGGCAUCUGCAUCUGUGCUGCAGCGUUUGACACAGCGCGCUAAACAGGCAGAAUCUAUGAUAGCUGCCUUGAAGCAGCAAAUUGAAAACAUCAGACAGAAUGCAGCCAUCUCUGUAUCUAAACCUGAGGAAGGGAGAUUAAAGUCAGAAAAUCAGAAGUUAAGAGCUGAGGUGGAAACAUUGAAAUCUCAACUGAUUUUGGCUGAAAUAAGGAAUGGAGUAAAACAAGUUAACCUACCUACAAAUAGGAGUGUUGUCAAGGCAGAACCCCCCAAAAAAGAAUCGGCAGCUCCCCCAGAGGUCAAACCAGGGGUCAAACAGGCACCUGCUGCUGGUGACAAACCAGCUCAGAAAUCUGAGAAACCCGACAAAAAGGAGAAGAAAGAUAAAAAGAAACCUGCAGCUGAAGGGGAGCCAAAAGCCAAGAAAGGUAAGAAUGAGCCUGUGGGUGAGGAGAAGCUAGACGUGUCCCGCCUGGACUUCAGGGUGGGGCAGAUAGUGGACGUGAAGAAGCACCCCGACGCUGACACCCUGUAUGUGGAGGAGGUGAACCUUGGGGAGGGGAGGAACCGCACAGUGGUGUCUGGCCUGGUUAAUCACAUACCUAUAGAGCAGAUGCAAAACAAGAUAGCAGUAUUCAUGUGUAAUUUGAAACCAGCCAAAAUGAGGGGGAUCCUUUCGGAAGCUAUGAUCAUGUGUGCUAGUACCCCCGAGAAAGUGGAGAUUCUGAAUGUGCCUGCAGGUUCUGUGAUAGGGGACCGGGUCACCUGCAAAGCUUAUCCAGGAAAUCCUGAUGCUCAGCUGAACCCCAAGAAAAAAGUGUGGGAAACCCUGGCACCUGACCUGAAGGUCAACAAAGAAAAGGUGGCCGAGUUCAGAGGGGAACCGUUACAGAUCGAGGGCAAGGGUGUGCUGACAUCGACUACUCUGAGUGGCGUAAAAAUUAAAUGACUUCUACAUCUAGCUAUGAUAUAAUCAUUGUCAGUCUUUAAGUCAGAAACAUCUCUGAUAAUUUAUGACAAUUUUGAGAGGAUCAUGCGCAAUCAGAAAUACACACAAUAAAUGUUCUGAGUUUUGAAA
This is a messenger RNA of Magallana angulata, 1218 nucleotides long. RefSeq names its product aminoacyl tRNA synthase complex-interacting multifunctional protein 1-like. Gene Ontology annotation, molecular function: tRNA binding. The transcript has 7 exons. NCBI's taxonomy places the organism in Eukaryota, Metazoa, Mollusca, Bivalvia, Ostreida, Ostreidae. The record is from RefSeq and is a predicted model, not a curated record. Bases 139 to 1089 code for a protein of 316 amino acids.